AGGAGCAGGACGCUCCCGGCAGCUGCCCCACCCCGUGGGACCCCUGGGCACCCUCCACCUGCUGCAGCUCGCCCGGCGGGAGGGGAAGCCAGGCUGCAGCACCCAGCUCGGGGGCAUCUCUCCCUGCAGUUGCCACCCCCGGGGGCUUCCUCGGCUUUGGCUUUCAGAAGCGCCCUUCCCUGCCAGCCCCGGUGCCCCCCAAGUGAAUUCCUGCCUGGCGGCCCUGCUCUCCCCUCCCCUGCCAGCAUCAGCAGCAUCCAUCUCCCCUCCCUCCCUCCGCCUGCAUGGAGAGAGAGAAUGGCGGAGAGAGAGAAAGGAGCCACGUCCCCGGCCGGAUCGUCUCCGUUCCUGGGGCUGCACCUGGCCUCGCCCCCCAAUUUCAGGCUCACCCAUGACAUCAGCCUUGAGGAGUUUGAGGAUGAAGACCUCUCUGAAAUCACCGAUGAGUGUGGAAUCAGCCUGCACUGUAAGGACAGCCUGGCCUCCCGGGUGAAUGAAGGGAAAGAGGACGCAGAUUGGAAAUGUGUGAUAAAAGGGACGCUGACUACAGUGAAGAGACAGAGCCAUGUGAGCCUGCAGACCAAUAGCUGCCUGGGGGUGGGCAGCGGGGAGGCGAGCCGGCUCCAGGCAGAGAUGCUUCAGCUGGACCUGAUCGAUGCUGCCGGGGAGACCUCUGCCGAAGAGGAAACCGCCCCAGAGCCGCUCAAGAAGGAGCCCCCGCCAGUAACCAUGGACACCUACAGACCCAAGCGGCCCACAACUCUCAACCUCUUCCCACAGGUGCCUCGGACCCAGGACACUCUGAAUAACAACUCUCUAGGGAAAAAGCACAGUUGGCAGGAGCGGGUGUCCCGGUCGUCAUCCCCCCUGAAAACUGGUGAGCAGACCCCUCCCCAUGACCACGUUUGCCUAAGUGAUGAGGUCAAUCACCAAAAUAGCACAACCUCCACCAAAGAUCGGGGCACGUCCACGGAGAGCCCGUGCCGGCGCACGGCCGCCACACAGAUUGCCCCUGCCUGUGUUGUCUCCUCCCGGGUGCCUGAGAAGCACCAGGCUGCCAGCCGGCUCCCACCCCACAACCCCAGUGUGGUGGUGGUGACAAGGGGGCCGGAAGCCCACCGGGACCGCAUCCGCUACCAGACGGACGUGAGGCUAGAAGCCACCGAGGAGAUCUACCUGACACCUGUGCAGAAGAACUCGGACCCACUGGAGCCUGAGAAGCCCUUCCUGUCGCAGUCCAGUGAGAACCGUAUGUCCAUCAGUUCUGACAUUGACACCUCCAGCUACCCCCCGCUGACGGGGAAGCCCAACCCCUCCAUCAGCGAGGAGGACGAGGUGCUGGACUACAUGUCCUCGCCCGAGAAGAUGAGCCUGCCCAGGACCUCGUGCAGCAGCAGCAGCAACGGUGGCUACCGGCAUGGGCACAGCCUCCAGAGGGCGUCCGUGAGCUCAGACACCAGUGCCCUCUCUUACGACUCAGUCAAGUACACGCUGGUGGUAGAUGAGAACGUGCAGCUGGAACUCGUCAGCCUGAAGCAGUGCUACUCGGGCUACAGCGACGAGAGUGACUCAGCAACCGUCUACGACAACUGCGUCUCCUCACCCUAUGAGUCGGCCAUCGGCGAGGAGUAUGAGGAGGAUGCGCUGAAGCGGGAUUCAGUCUGCCUGUCUGAGGACUCCACCCCCGAGGCUGACAUCCACUUCUCCAAGAAGUUCCUCAACGUCUUCAUGAGUGGCCGGUCGCGUUCCUCUAGUGCAGAAUCGUUUGGGCUGUUCUCCUGUACGAUCAAUGGGGAGGAGCAGGAACAGACUCACCGUGCUGUCUUUAGGUUUGUGCCUCGUCAUGCGGAUGAACUGGAGUUGGAGGUGGACGACCCUCUGCUGGUGGAGGUGCAGGCAGAAGAUUAUUGGUAUGAGGCCUACAACAUGAGGACAGGCGACCGGGGCAUCUUCCCUGCUUACUAUGCGAUUGAGGUCACCAAGGAUCCUGACCACAUUACAGCCCUGACCAAGAACAGUGACUGGAUGGAUCAGUUCCGGGUGAAGUUCCUUGGCUCAGUCCAGGUUCCAUAUCACAAAGGCAAUGAUGUGCUGUGUGCGGCUAUGCAGAAGAUUGCCACCACCCGCCGCCUCACUGUGCACUUUAACCCACCCUCCAGCUGCGUCCUGGAGAUCAAUGUGCGAGGAGUCAAGAUUGCUGUGAAAUCUGAUGAUUCCAAGGAGCAGAACAAGGGUAAUAAAUGUAGCCACUUUUUCCAGCUGAAGAACAUUUCCUUCUGUGGAUACCAUCCAAAGAACAACAAAUAUUUUGGGUUUAUCACCAAGCACCCAGCUGACCACAGAUUUGCCUGUCACGUCUUCGUCUCAGAGGAGUCAACCAAGCCGCUUGCGGAGUCUGUAGGGAGGGCUUUCCAGCAGUUCUACAAGGAAUAUGUGGAGUACACCUGCCCCACAGAGGACAUCUACCUGGAGUAGGGACUGGGCCAGGUGCCCUUCUGUACAGACAGGGCCAGCGAACUCGCCCAUUCCCCAUCAUGCAUGGACAAGCUGCUUUGACACUGGAGGAGGAACAGAGCUGGGGAUGGCUCCCUUGGUGCAUGGAGGACUGCCUCUUUUCAGGACUCUCCUUGGGCUGGGGAUUGGGGGAUGCGAGGGGGAGAGAUGAAAAAUGGGGUUUAUUGUAAAAUACUCCUUUAGUUUAUUAUAUUGAAGAAGAAGCACGGCUGUGGGCUCUGAAGGGGGAACAGGCAGCCUGGGGCAGGAAUGCAGCUGUGGCACUGGAGCUGGCCUAGGACAGAGCAGCCCUGUCACUGUAUAAGUGAGAGGGCUGGCCUGGUGUGAUGAGCGAGCACUCAUCCUCCUCCCUCCUGGGUGCUGGAGUGAGGACGCCUCCCAGCUCCUGGCCUGACUUGCAGCUUUAGCCAGCUUUCUACAGCUCCCUCAGGCUGAUUUUUAACUCCAGGGCAGCAUUGGCCUCGCACUGUGAAGCCCCAUCAGCUGCUGAGAACUGGAGCUGAUAGGAACAGGUCAGCCUAAGUCCUGACUGAGAGGGAAGGGGGUAACUCCACCCCACCCCCUGAGGGGCAGGGUGGCAUGGGCAUGGCAGAGAGAGGCAACUGCUAAAAGCCUUGGAACCACUUGAGGGGUACCACAUGGAAGACAGUCUCAUCCCAGGAGGGAAGAGCAGCCUGGUUUGUAGCCUCCCUGCCAUUCCCACGCAGACAGCCUGAGAGAACCCCCUGCUUUCCAGGGGUGAAUAUUAGCCUGGGCUGAGACUGAGGCCCUAUUUCUCCUCCCUGUAGAGGAGUGAGUUUGAGGAGGAGGAGCGGGGAGCAGAAGAGUCAAUACUCGCUCAUCCUGUAUGGGUGGGAGGGGAACAGUUCCUCCGGGGGCCCCUGCCCUUCAGUCUCCAGGUGGGGGGAACUCCUCUGCUCCUUACCCCACCAGCUGCAGGUGCCAGUGGGCUACUUGCAUACUGGGAUGCAAGUUUGAAAGUGAGAGGCAGUGGGUCUAGUCCAUCCACAGUGGGAUGAGCACAACAAGAAUUCCUUCCCAGCCUCCACGAUGGCAGUGGCCCCACCGCGGGGGAGAGGCGCCAGGAACCUGAGAGACAAGCUGGGACCCUGAGACAAGAGAGGGAGCAGCAAGGGGCUCAGGACUGCAGUGAGGUGUGCUAAUAUCUAGGGGAUGACACUUCUCCCCUCCAGUCAAGGUCUCUGGCCUUCAGCUGGAUCUGCUGUGGUGGCAAAACUAUUAAACAUAAAGUUUCAUGGA
Messenger RNA from Chelonia mydas (Green sea turtle), 3774 nucleotides. It is a transcript of the gene MAPK8IP1, whose product is annotated as mitogen-activated protein kinase 8 interacting protein 1. The record is from RefSeq and is a predicted model, not a curated record. The transcript has 13 exons. Gene Ontology annotation, biological process: regulation of JNK cascade. Gene Ontology annotation, molecular function: protein binding. The coding region runs from base 298 to 2475 and encodes 725 amino acids. Gene Ontology annotation, cellular component: cytoplasm. Lineage: Eukaryota; Metazoa; Chordata; Testudines; Cheloniidae.